Penicillium canariense is the source of this 1197-nucleotide messenger RNA. Its product is annotated as putative glycosyl hydrolase. The record is from RefSeq and is a predicted model, not a curated record. Bases 1 to 1197 code for a protein of 398 amino acids. The transcript has 2 exons. Lineage: Eukaryota; Fungi; Ascomycota; Eurotiomycetes; Eurotiales; Aspergillaceae. Gene Ontology annotation, biological process: carbohydrate metabolic process.
AUGCUAUUUUCUACACAUUGCCUGCUUUUUAUUGCAUUCUUAAUACCCCUUUUCCCGGUUUAUGCCGUUGCAAAUGAUGCCCUAGCACGAGCGCGAACAGCAUUCGACACUCUCCAAACAUGGUACAAUGCGACAAACGGACUCUGGAACACUCGUCAAUGGUGGAACUCGGCCAGCUGUAUGACUACGAUCGCGAAAAUGGCUGCCAUUGACCCAUUAGUCGUGGAUACUGCAGUCUAUGUGUUCAACAAUACUUUUAACCGAGCUCCGAGCUCUAACCCACACCCAGGCCCGGAAGUUAAGACAGGUUUCCCGCAAAAUCAUACAUCUUCAAGAGCGAACGAUUCGGGGAAUGCUUCACAGUGGUUGGACUCUGCCUACGACGACGAUGGAUGGUGGGCCCUUGCAUGGAUUGCUGCGUACGAUGUCACUGAGGAUAGCGCCUACCUCGAACUAGCAGAGGGGAUUUUCUCGAGUCUGACUGCUGCUUGGGGUACCAGCUGUGGUAGCGGUGGCCUACCAUGGAACCCCACCAGCACGUACGUGAAUGCCAUAACAAAUGAGCUUUUUCUAUCGAUUGCGGCACACUUGGCCAAUCGGGUGCCAUCUAGACAAGAGGAAUAUGUAGAUUGGGCGCAGAAAGAGUGGGACUGGUUCGCUUCUCAGGGCUUUAUGGGAGAAAACAACACCAUUAGCGACGGGCUUUUGGAUAACUGCAAAAAUAAUGGUCAAACUAUGUGCGCUUGCCGUCCCACAGACCUAUUUGUCUUCUCCAGCUUAUCUCUGUCCAGAUGGUCCUAUAACCAAGGGGUCGUUCUCGGCGGUCUUGUCGAGCUAAACAAGGCUGCACCGAAUGUCAAACUCCUUGAAUUCGCCAACAUGAUCGCGAAAGCUGCAAUUGGAACUCUUUCCGAUUCCAACAUGAUAAUUCACGAGUUAUGCGAGCCAAAUGACUGUGCUCCGGAUGCUACUCAGUUCAAAGGCAUCUUCAUCCGCAACCUGCAAAUGUUGCAAGAAGCAUCCCCCCAUCACAUUUAUAAGCAGGUCAUCGACAGCUGCGCAAAAAGUAUUUGGGCGAACGAUAGGAACUCUCAAAAUCAGCUUGGUGUCAAUUGGGCAGGCCCUUUUAUGGAUCCGGCGGAUGUGUCAACUCACAGCUCGGCAAUGGACGCACUUCUUGCUGCUAUCACGGGCUAA